AUGGCAGCCGCUUCGAACCAGUGGGCAGCCGUCGGGGAUGCUGUCAACUCGCUCUCGUUGGUAGAGACGGGGGUCACCAUCGUGCGGUUCAGCCUCGGGAUGCUCACUGGAUGGGGUACCGUGGAGUUUGCCAAACGACUCGGCCCGGGCGGGUACAGCCGCCGCCUGACCGAGCUCGAGACGAUCAUCAACUCAUGGGACACCGUCCUCUACAACCUGACGCCAGCUACCGCCGGGCGCAUUGAGGCGGAGCAUGGCGAGGGCUCCGUGGCACUCAUGCACGUUCGGCUCAAGGCCAUCAAGAUGAUGUUCGGCCGUCUCAAAGUCCGUGAUACGAACACCUCGUUCUGGGAGAAGUGCUCGCUCUGGAAAACCCCGCUGUCCAAGGAUUACGAUCACGUCCAAAAUGUGGUAGCCUCUGCCGACGCGUUCUUCAAGGCCUCCACUGAGCGCGCCAUGUGGGACCUCAUCCAGAGCAUGGUGGGCGAAGCCCGCCAGGCGCAACAUCAGUCUAUGCAAGACGCAACUUCUAUGGCGACCUUCACGUCCCCGCCUAGCGCUCACGCAGGACUUGGCGCACCUAGUACGCUUCCUGCCCCCGUAACUUCGAGGGCAUACCACACCGGCACAUCCGCUGGGCAAAUUCCCACCGAUGUAGGCGCGAACACCUUUGAUCAACUUGUGCAGUUCACAGUCGCAUUUUUGUCGCCUUUCGCCAGGCGCCGCGGUAAUCUCACCCAGCGGGGCAACCAGGGCCCGCCUCGUGGAUACACUCGCGUCUGA
Molecule: messenger RNA, 783 nt
Organism: Trametes versicolor FP-101664 SS1
Lineage: Eukaryota; Fungi; Basidiomycota; Agaricomycetes; Polyporales; Polyporaceae
Exons: 5
Coding region: 1-783 (260 amino acids)
Source: RefSeq, a predicted model, not a curated record